This is a messenger RNA of Zea mays, 1747 nucleotides long. RefSeq lists its product as uncharacterized. Bases 336 to 1427 code for a protein of 363 amino acids. NCBI's taxonomy places the organism in Eukaryota, Viridiplantae, Streptophyta, Magnoliopsida, Poales, Poaceae. The transcript is spliced from 3 exons. The record is from RefSeq and is a predicted model, not a curated record.
AACUCUUAAAUUAUAAAUAAAGUUAAUACACAAUAUAUAGAGAGAGUUUAUAUGAAGAUGGACUCUUCGUGAAGAGUUCACUUAGCCUUCUAUAGAUUUUUAAAAGACACCUCAUUUAAUUGGGUUUUACAUGGAGGUGGAAGUACUUAUCAUGACUGAUGUUCAUACAAAGGCAGGUUCACAUGGUGAGGUUGCCGAAUGCCGAGGCAGCGCAGCCGGCGCCCGGCAGCCACCGCUAGAGGCGGCCGGCGUCUCUCGCAAAUACCCUACAAGGACAACGCCACAACGGCAAGGUUUCAGAAAGGAAAAAAAAGAAAGAGGCAACGGCAAGUCAAAUGCAGAGCGGGAGUGCGGGACACCAACCCAGGCGCCUAAAGCUAAAGGCCCUCUCCAAAACCACGCCGCGCCGCCGCAUUCCCGCAAGCAUCUCGCCGGCGGAGGCGGCGCUCCCGAUGCUCGAGUCUGACGUCCAACUCGGUAGCUCCCGUGCGUACCCGGGGGUCCGGGCCCCCGGAGCGUCCAAGGAAGCGCAAGAGGGGCACCGAGGCCCCGUCGCCCAGGCGCGCGACGCGGAGCUCGGCGGCGGCGCAAGUGGACGUGGAAGGCGCGGUGGCGUGGGCACGGCGCGCGGCCGCGGGGGAGCGGUCGGUGGUGUGCGGGCGCAACCGUCGCCUCGACGUCGACUUGGAGUCGCUGGGGACGGUGAUCCUGUUGUUGUGGUGUGUGCGCUCCCAGCUCAACCCCGACAUGCCUUUCUCCGAGAAACAAAAAAGAAACCACAAAUAAGCACAAAGAAACAUAUUGGAAUAGACCCUGUCAGAUGUCAAGCUGCUGUCCCUGAGUGGAUUAAUGACCCAUCUGAGGAAUGUAAGGCUAACUACAGAAAUGAUAAUGAUACCUUGCAAAGGAUGGGCACAGUGGUCAGGCUGCCACCCACUUUGGAGCCACCGAAGGCAAGGAAAGCAGUGAAUGACAUGUGUAAAUGCUAUCAUCCUGGAUCUGAGGCCUACGUAGAAGUUAAUGUAAAAGAGGCCUGGAAGAGGGUCAAGUAUCAAUUGGGUGAGCAGGCUUUCAAAAACUGUGGGUUUGGUGCGAUGGGUGAGCGAGUUCUGAAGUUAUGGACUGCAGAAGACAAGAAAAAACUUGCUGAUUUUGAGAAGUUGAUUCCUCAGAGUAAGAGUACUAUUGAAGACUUCAUGGAGGUUGCCUUGAAGCAGUUUAGCUCAGAGAGAACAACAGACUUGGCUAAGUAUUGCUACAACGUUUUUCUUCCUAGAAGAUUUGCCAGCCUGAAUAGAGCAGGGUCUACAAACUCCAUAGAUGCGAUUUCAGAUGAUGAAGGCAAUAGCCAAGAUGAUAACAAAGUGCAUCUUUCUGAAGAGAAUGGUAAAAGCUCUGGAUCGUCUUUGAAGAGGUCCCGGGAGUAGGAGAAAUGCAGCUGACAUUUUGCUGCUUUGGACAGUUGUCCAUUCUUUUUUCAAAUGGAGCUGGGGUAGCUUUGAAGGUUACAUAUAUCUGGCUAUAUGGACUGAAGUUAACAUAUGCUACCAGUGAGGAGAAACUGGACUGAAGUUAACAUAUGCUGAUGAGUUAGUCUAACCUUUUUUUUUCCUCCUCGAGAGAGCGUAUAUGUUCAUGCGCCGUGUCAUUUUGUAUGGACGCACAUAAUAGCAAAUCGAGAACAAAAGACAUGUCCAUUUAUGAAUUGUUACGAUAUAGCACAGGCGAUUUGAUGGUUGUUGGAAAA